AUGGAAAGGAAUUGCCCCAAGAAAGCCGUCCAUUUCGGCGCCGGCAAUAUUGGUCGUGGUUUCGUCGCUUGCUUCUUACACAACUCUGGCUAUGAGGUCAUCUUCGCCGAGGUGAACGACACAACAGUGAACAAGCUCAAUGCGCAGAAGAGCUACAAGGUGAUCGAGGUCGGUGCCGACGGGACGACGGAAUCCACCAUCACAAACUACCGUGCCAUCAAUUCGAGGACACAUGAAGCUGAGCUAGUGCGGGAAAUCGCGACGGCGGACCUGGUUACCUGCUCCGUCGGCCCUCACAUCCUAAAGUUCAUCGCCCCGGUCAUCGCCAAGGGUAUCGACCAACGCUCGCCAGAUCUCUGCCCAGUCGCCGUGAUUGCGUGUGAAAACGCUAUCGGCGCCACGGAUACGCUUGCCGAAUUCAUCAAGGCCCCUGAGAACACGUCACCCGACCGGCUCGCAGACUACGAUAAGCGGGCGGCAUUUGCCAAUUCGGCCAUUGAUCGCAUCGUCCCGGCACAGGAUCCCGAUGCCGGCUUGGACGUCAAGCUCGAAAAAUUCUACGAGUGGGUUAUCGAAAGCACCCCCUUCGGCGAGUGGGCGCCGCCCGACAUCAAGGGUGUCAACUGGGUCGAAGACCUGCAGCCCUUCAUCGAGCGCAAGCUCUACACAGUCAACACAGGCCACGCGACUGCGGCGUAUCACGGCUACAACCGGCGCAAGAGCACCGUGUACGACGCGCUGCAGGACCGCGACAUCCACCAAGAAGUCAAGAAGGCCCUCGAAAACACCGCCAGCCUCAUCACCGAGAAGCACGGCAUCCCGCACGAGGAGCAGCAGGCGUACGUCGACAAGAUCGUACGCCGCAUCAGCAACCCGCAUCUCGAGGACGCCGUCGAGCGGGUGGGCCGCGCCCCGCUGCGGAAGCUAAGCCGCAAGGAGCGGUUCAUUGGCCCCGCGGCCGAGCUGGCCGAGCAAGACAAGGACUGCCAGGCGCUGCUCGACGCGGCCGAGAUGGCGUUCCGCUUCCAAAAGGUCGAGGGCGACAAGGAGUCGUUUGAGCUCGCCGAGAUCAUGGAGAACAACCAGCCCGACGAGGUCGUCAAGCAGGUCUGCGGUCUGCAGCCCGACGAGAAGCUCUUCCCCAAGGUCGUCGAGGUCGUUAAGCGCGUCCAGGCUGAUCUGCGGGAUGACUGA
Molecule: messenger RNA, 1194 nt
Organism: Canariomyces notabilis
Lineage: Eukaryota; Fungi; Ascomycota; Sordariomycetes; Sordariales; Chaetomiaceae
Product: mannitol-1-phosphate dehydrogenase
Exons: 2
Coding region: 1-1194 (397 amino acids)
Biological process (GO): mannitol catabolic process
Cellular component (GO): cytosol
Molecular function (GO): mannitol-1-phosphate 5-dehydrogenase activity
Source: RefSeq, a predicted model, not a curated record